Clarias gariepinus (North African catfish) is the source of this 7421-nucleotide messenger RNA. It is a transcript of the gene loxhd1a, whose product is annotated as lipoxygenase homology PLAT domains 1a. The record is from RefSeq and is a predicted model, not a curated record. NCBI's taxonomy places the organism in Eukaryota, Metazoa, Chordata, Actinopteri, Siluriformes, Clariidae. The coding region runs from base 1 to 7275 and encodes 2424 amino acids. The transcript has 43 exons. Gene Ontology annotation, molecular function: protein binding.
AUGCCAGCAAGAGUGAAAAAAAGCCCCGAAACCGAAGAAAGGCAUGACAGAACAGAGGAGAAGGAGCCAAAGGUGAAAGGAAAGAGUGGGACGUCUGCCAACCAAGAUGCACCAGACAGUGAGAAGAAAAGGAAAAGAUCCAAGAACACAGCAGACAAGGAGGGGGAGGAGAAGAGUGAGAAAGUGCAGAAAAAGAAGGAAAGCACAACUGAUAAGAUAAAGAAGAAAAAGAAAAAAGAUGAAGAUGUGAAGGAGGAUGCUGAGGCAAUAGACAGAGAGAAGGAUGGUGAUGAGCAGAACAACAAUGAGCCAGUCAAGAAGGAAAAGCAGAAAAAAGAGAAACCUCCAGCAGUGGAAGAUGGCGAGGAGGUAAAAAAAGAGAAAAAAAAGAAAAAGCAAAAGAAAAAAGAGGUAGAAAGUGAGGUGGCAGCAGGAAAAGAAGAAGAAGAAGACGGCAUGGAAAAGAAAAGUAAGGAUGUAAAAAAGAAGAAGAAGACAGUGGAUGAGGCUGAGGAGGACGAGGACGUUCAGGAGGAAGAGACAGAGGAGGAAGAGGAGAACAAAAACAAGAAGAAAAAGGAUAAAAAGAAGAAAAGGGGUUCAGAGAGUGAUGAAGAAAAGAAAGGGAAGAAAGGGAAGAAAAAGAACAAGCAGCUAGACUAUUCUGAGCUCUACCAGCAGGAGAUUGCGAAUUAUCAUACUGAGGACUCAGAUGGGUAUGAAGAUGAAUACUAUAAGAAAAAAGUGUAUGAAGUGGUGACAGUAACAGGUGAUGUGAAAGAAGCGGGCACAGACGCUAAUGUUUUUGUCACCUUGUACGGAGAGUAUGGAGUUACACCAAAAGUUCUGCUUGCCAGCAAGAGCCAAGUGGCUUUUGAAAAGAACAAAACGGAUGUGUUCCGGAUUAAAACACACAAUGUUGGGCCCAUAAAAAAACUCAGGAUCGAGCAUGACAACACAGGAAUGGGUGCCAGGUGGUAUUUGGAUCGUGUCACAUUGCUGGACAUGAACAGGCCACACCUUCGUCUUUUCUUUUCCUGCAGCCGUUGGCUGGCACGAGACGUUGGGGAUGGACUUACAGUGAGAUAUCUCCUGGGCAGCCUUAAUCCUAUGAACAUCCCUAAACAGAACAAAUACAUUGUUAGCGUGUUUACACUGGAUGUCAAAGGUAGCGGAACAGACGCAGAUGUUUAUCUGACUAUCUUUGGAGAGUUUGGAGAUACUGGAGAGAGGAAGCUUGUGAGUGAAGGGAAGGAUACUUUUGAGCGGGGAAAUGAGGAUAAAUUUACCAUAGAAAACCCAAACCUGGGCAGACUGACAAAAAUCACCAUUGGACACAACAACAAGGGUUCCUCUGCAGGCUGGGGCUGUGAUAAGGUGGCCAUUGAUGAUCUGGGUAAUAAAGAGAUGUAUGAGUUUCCUGUUAAUGCUUGGUUUGACAUAUCUGAAGGUGAUGGGAAAAUACAGAGAGAUUUCGCAUUAGGAGCUACCCAACCGAUGGCGAUGGUGUAUAACGUCCAGGUGAUGACUGGAGAUAUUCGGGGUGCUGGCACCAACUCAAAGAUCCAUCUGGUUAUGUAUGGGCAGAAGGGCAAUAAAAACAGUGGGAAGAUGUUUUUGGAAGGUGGAACUUUUGAGCGCGGACAGAUUGAUAUCUUUAACGUGGAGAUUAUGGAUCUGAUCAGUCCACUCAGCAGGGUCACAAUUGGACAUGACAAUGCUGGGAUCAGCUGUGGCUGGUACUGUGAAAAGGUUACAGUGUAUUGCCCUUUUACAGGGAUUGAGCAGGUUUUCCCAUGUCGCCGCUGGUUGGAUGAAGAUGAUGGAGAUGGCUUGGUAGAGAGGGAGCUGUAUGAAAUGGUCUCACUGCGCAAACGCAAAUUAAAGAAGCAUCAGUGGUCACUGUGGAUCUUUACAUCAGAUAUGAAAGGAGCAGGCACAGAUGCACAGAUAUUUAUACAAGUGUAUGGGGUAAAGGGCAAGAGCGACGAGAUAAAGCUGGAGACCAAAUCAGAUGGCUUCAACCAGGGCCAGUGUGACAAGUUCCUGAUUUUGAUGCCUGAGAUUGGGAAGAUAAGGAAGUUGAGAAUUUGGCAUGAGAAGAGACACCCAUUCUCUGGCUGGCAUCUAGGCAGAGUUACCUUAAUGAAAAGUCUGACCAGAGAGAAAUAUAACUUUGCAUGCAAUCGCUGGCUGGACAUUAAUGAGGAUGAUCAGGAGAUCAUUAGGGAACUGCCAGCUACUGGAGUCCAUGUUCCAGAGCCACUGCCAUUGGUAAAAUAUCGAAUAAUUAUCUACACUGGGAAUAUAACUGGCAGUGGAACAGACGCAAGUGUAUAUAUGAGCUUGGUUGGAGACCUAGGGGACACUGGAGAGAGGUUCUUGUUUAUGAGCAAAACCAAUGUCAACAAGUUUGAGAAGGGCAAUGCAGAUGAGUUUGUGAUAGAGGCUGUGUCACUCGGGACCCUCAGAAGGGUGAGAAUUGGUCAUGAUGGCCGGGGUGGAGGUUGUGGUUGGUUCCUGGAUAAAGUGCUGAUCAGAGAGGAGGGUCAACCAGAGGCUACCAGUGUGGAAUUCCCCUGUAACAGAUGGUUGGAUCGUAGUGAAGAUGAUGGACAGAUAGUACGAGAGCUGGUGCCCAGUGCAGAUGGCCAGCGCUUAUUCAACAUUAGUUACCACAUUGCAAUAAAGACAGGCAGCCUAAGCGGUGCAAGCUCCGACUCAAAAGUAUUUGUUAAACUCUAUGGCGAGAAAGGUGACACCAAUAAGAUCCUACUUGUAGCCUCAGACACCAGCCACAAUAACUACUUUGAGACGGGCCAGACUGACAUCUUCACUGUAGAGACUGUUAAUCUUGGCAAGAUAAACCGUCUCCUGAUUGGCCACACAAAUGAGGGGCUGCAGGCAGGUUGGUUCCUCGACAGUGUGUUGAUCUGGGUGCCAGUGCAUGGCCUUCAGUAUAUGUUCCCCAGUCACCGCUGGCUCUGUAAAGAUGAGGCUGAUGGCAAAGUGGAGGUUGAGAUCUACCCAAGCGAAAUACUGGAUAUUGAGAAAUUAAUAAACUAUGAGGUGACGGUCGUGACAGGGGAGGUUUUUGCAGCUGGCACCGAUGCCAAGGUGUUUCUGCAAAUCUAUGGUGAAGAGGGCAAGACGGAAGUCAUUCAGCUCAAGAGCCGUUCAAACAACUUUGAGAGAGGGACCACCGAGAUCUUUAAGAUUGAGGCUCUGGAUGUCGGUCGGGUCUAUAAGAUUCGUAUUGGCCAUAACGAUGCUGGAUUGGCUCCUGGCUGGUUCCUGGAGUACAUUGAAGUGAAACGGCUCAUUAUGGCUAUGGUAAAACCUGAGAAGAAAGAGGAGGAGAAGAAAGACAAGAAAAAGAAAAAAAAGAAAAAGGACGAAGAUGAAGAUCCAGGGGAGCUAAGAGAGGUGGUAAAGACCUACAAUUUUCCCUGCAACCGGUGGCUUGCUCGGGAUGAGGAAGAUGGAGAGAUUGUGGUGGAGCUGUUGGCAGAGGACUAUGAAGAUUUGGAGGAGAACACCUAUGAAGUCUAUGUAUUUACCGGUAGCAUGUGGGGUGCUGGGACAGAUGCAAAUGUGUACAUCAAUAUCUAUGGCGAGAUGGGAGACACAGGCGAGAGAAAGCUGCGCAAAUCAAACCAUUUCAAUAAGUUUGAACGUGGACAGGUGGAUGUGUUUACCGUUAUGGCAAUUGAUCUGGGGCAACUGAGAAAGCUACGGAUUCGCCAUGAUAACCGACAGGCCAGUGCAGGGUGGUACCUGGAUCGUGUGGAAAUUAUGGACAUGAAGGAAGAGACAAAGUAUUUCUUCCCAUGCCAGCGAUGGCUAGCAGUGGAUGAAGACGAUGGACAAUUAGCACGUGAGCUAGUUCCAGUGGAUGAAGCAUUCAUGACAAAGGAAUCCGAUGCGGGUUCUCCAGCACAGCUUGGACUUGAACAGAAAGCCAUGUCGACCACAUACACCAUGCGAAUAAAGACCGGAGACAAAAAGAAUGCUGGAACUGAUGCCAAUGUUUACACUGUUUUAUAUGGCACGAAUGAUGAUACAGGUAUCAUUAAUUUGAAGGCUUCAAAGAACCACAGAAACAAGUUUGAGAGGGGUAUGAUCGAUGAGUUCACUAUAGAGGCAGUCGACCUCGGGAGCCUUAAAAGAAUCCGCAUCGGUCACGACAACGCAGGUAGCGCACCUGGAUGGUUUUUGGACUGGGUGGAGAUCGACGCUCCAUCUCUGGGCCAGUGUUUGUGUUUCCCAUGCGGCCGUUGGCUUGAUAAAAAAGAAGAUGAUGGAGCCAUUUUUAGAGACCUUUACCACAACAAGUUACAAACUAGACUAUACACACCCUACGUUCCAUAUGAGAUUAAAAUCUUCACCAGUGACAUUUUUGCAGCGGGGACAGAUGCUGACGUCUUCAUUGUCCUGUAUGGACAGAAUGGCACAUGUACAUCUCAAAAAUCACUUUGCCUCAACAAAAGAGAGAGAACCAUGUACUUUGAAAGAGGAGCUGAAGAUAUGUUUAUUGUGGAGCUGGAGGACAUUGGUGACAUCAUUGAGAAGAUCAGGAUUGGUCAUGAUAAUCGUGGCAUGAACGGGGGUUGGCACCUUGACAGAGUAGAGAUCAGGAGACUGCUGAGAAAAGGAAAGGGUUCAGAGACUGCCAUAUUUCCAUGCGAGAGUUGGCUAGCACACUCAGAGGAAGAUGGUGAAACUAUACGGGAGCUGGUACCAUCUGACAUCAUCAUUGAGAAGUUGUCCAGAGAUGGAACACUCAAAACAAUGCAGACUGAAGUGGAUGAUGCACUGGAAAUUCAUAUAUAUUCAGUGACCGUGACCACUGGCGAUGUGUAUGGGGCAGGCACAGAUGCAAAUGUAUUUAUUACUUUAUAUGGAGACAUGGGGGAUUCGGGGGAGCGAAAACUCAGCCAGUCGGAGAACAACAGGAACAAGUUUGAAAGAGGAGCGGUGGACACUUUCAGUAUUGAAGCAGUGGAUCUUGGGGAGGUGUUCAAGAUCUGCAUACGCCAUGACAACAGCAUGCUAAGUCCUGAUUGGUACCUGGACCAGGUAGAGGUUGUGGACACAGAUACGGAUGAAGUGUUUCUUUUUCAGUGUGAGCGCUGGCUGUCUUGCAAAAAGGAAGACAAACGAAUUGAAAGAGUCUUCUAUGUCAAGGGGUUCACAGAAGAAAGAGAGAGUGCGUUUUGUCCUAUAAGAAGAGUGACCAACCUGGACAGCAACAUGAAUAAAAAGAGCAAAAAACGAGCCACUGAGGAGGAGGAGGAAGAGGAGGAGGAAGACCAGGAUUCCUCAUUGAUACCUUAUCACUUGACAGUGAAAACAGGCUCUGAUCGUCUAGCAGGGACAAACAGCCGUGCUUAUGUCAUCAUUAAGGGGUCAAAACACAGACAGACCGAACUUAUGUGGCUGGAGUUGGAAGGGAAGACCGCCUUCACACCUCAAGCCCUCGACUAUUUUACCUGUUAUGGUAGAGAUGUAGGGGACAUAAAAAAAGUGGAGUUAGGCCAUGAUGGUGCCACUGCAGAAAGCUGCUGGUUUGUGGGUGAAUUCUCUGUUGCUGUGCCGACCAAAGGGAUCAUGUAUGUUUUUCCCUGCAAAUACUGGCUGGCCAAAGAUCGAGGGGAAGGAUUAACUUCACGCGUGUUUAAUGUCAUUGAUGCAGACACUAUCAGCAUUUCACGCAAGGUUAUCUAUGAGGUAACCGUGGUAACAGGUGAUGUCCAGCACGCUGGCACAGAUACACAAAUCUACCUCACGUUGUUUGGAGUGUACGGCACAUCGGAGGAGAUCAUUCUGCCUAAAUUGGAAGAUAGGUUUGAAAGAUGUCAGACCGACACGUUUAAUCUAGAGAUCGAAGACAUUGCUCCACUCCGGAAGAUGCGAGUUCGCAUUGAUGGCUCUGGAAGUAGACCCAACUGGUUCCUUGAUAAGAUUGUUUUGCAUAACCUUGAGACAGACGAGGUGGCAUUGUUUGUGUAUGAGGAUUGGCUGUCCCGCUCAUAUGGACCCAACCGCACACUUGUGUGUGAGAUGGCUGCGAUUAUUGACGAUGAAGAAGUGGUGCAACUCACAACAUAUACAAUUGCAGUCAAAACCAGUGAUCUCGCAGGUGCGGGGACAGAUGCCAAUAUAUGGAUGAUUAUUUUUGGUGAGAAUGGAGACACAGGGGCUCUUGCUCUGAAAGAAAGCGAGAACACCAACAAGUUUGAGCAAAGUUUGACUGACACAUUUCACUUUUCGGAUAUACUUAGUCUUGGAGAGCUCUCCAAAAUCCGGGUGUGGCAUGACAACACAGGGCUUGCUCCAGGGUGGCAUCUGGAAUCAGUGGAUAUUUCUGAUGAAACCAUGGGGAAGAAGUUUCGUUUUCGUUGUGACCGCUGGCUUGCAAAGAAGGAGGAUGAUGGCCAGAUCAUGAGAGAGAUAGCCUGUGCUAACAAUGAUGUGCUGGACUUUGAUGAGAAAACUAAGUAUGAGGUUGUCACAUUAACAGCAGAUACAGACGAUGCAGAGACAAAAGAGAAUGCCUGGAUCAUUCUAGAGGGAAGACUAGGAAGAUCCAAAGAACUCACGAUGGAGAACUCCACCAAAAAGAAACGUUUUUUACGAGGUGCCAUGGACCGGUUUGAGUUCUCCUGUAAGAUUCUGGGUGACAUUGUUUGUAUCUGCCUGGGCCACAGUCCCAAAGAUGGCAAGAAGAACAAAUCAGAAGCCUUCUGGAGGGUGGAGGAAGUCAUCAUAAAAGAGAAAAACCUUGGCAACAGGUACAUCUUCCGCUGCAAUGCACUUAUCCCCCUAUUGUACAAGCGUGAUGACUUCCAGACCUUUGAGUGCACAAAGUUCAUUGAGAGCUUUGCCAGCAAAGCACGCAAACUGGCACCUGUCACAUAUGAGAUCAUUGUGAUAACAGGUGACGAAAAGGGUGCAGGUACAGAUGCCAAGGUCUUUCUUACUGUCUUCGGCACCAGUGGUGACUCAGGCCACCGCCAACUGAAGCAGAAGUUCCGUAAUCUAUUCGAGCGUGGCCGUACAGACCGAUUUAGCAUAGAACUGUUGGAUAUGGGUGAGCUGCUUAGAGUCUGCAUUGAGCACGAUAACUCAGGCAUCAGUCCUGGUUGGCUGCUGAAUCGGGUUGAGAUCACUAACACAGCCAAUGGGGUGACAACUGUCUUCCCAUGUGACAAAUGGCUGGACAAGAACCAAGCUGAUGGCAAAAUUAAGAGGGUCCUUUACCCAAGGUAUUGACAUCUUGGGAUUGCAAAAAAAAAUAAUAAUGCACUAACAAAAGGCCAACUUUUUUUUCUUCUAAAUGGAAGUAGUGGAUGCUAAAUAUGAAUAAUGCAAUGUAUAUUAGCAUAUGCCUGAUGCACAAAAAAGCAAGGUAAUGAACA